Molecule: messenger RNA, 1118 nt
Organism: Vespa mandarinia (Asian giant hornet)
Lineage: Eukaryota; Metazoa; Arthropoda; Insecta; Hymenoptera; Vespidae
Product: histone H2B-like
Source: RefSeq, a predicted model, not a curated record
ACGCUCCUAACUCUGUUUCAGAAAUAACGAUGUACAAUGGAGUUAUCGUAUUUAUACGGUUCCUCGUACGUCGAAACGGACCAAUGAAAUUGCUCGGGAGGUUCUGGGGAUUCUAUAUCGCUCCUAUUGGUGGAAGACAGACUCACUACAGAGUACAUAACAAGAGACAAACCCAGCGAAGGGUUAUUAUUCGCUAAGCUAUACGUGGUGUCGAAUCUGUUGCGAUAAACAAAGAUUUGUUUUCAUUAUGCCGCCUAAAGCUAGUGGUAAAGCUGUUAAAAAAGCUGGCAAAGCUCAGAAGAAUAUUAGUAAAUCCGACAAAAAGAAGAAGCGUAAGAGGAAGGAAAGUUAUGCUAUUUACAUCUACAAAGUACUUAAACAAGUACAUCUGGAUACUGGAAUCUCCAGUAAAGCCAUGAAUAUUACGAAUAGUUUCGUCAACGAUGUUUUUGAACGAAUUGCCGCGAAAGCAUCGAGAUUAGCUCAUUACAAUAAACGUUCGACAAACACUUCUCGGGAAAUUCAAACUGCAGUGCGUUUGUUGUUACUUGGUGAAAUCGCAAAACACGCUGUUAACGAAGGUACUAAAGCUGUGACCAAAUACAUGAGCUCAAAAUAAAUGAUUAAUAUGGUGGAAUUAUAAAACCGGUCCUUUUUAGGGCCACCAAAUAAGUUUUUACGUUGAACAUGUUCUUGUAUAAAAAUAUUCUAAUUUUUAAUUAUAUUCUCAUUUCCUAUUUAAUGAUAACAAAUAGAACGGAUGAGUAUUUUAUAGAUAAAUAGUAUGCUAAAUUACUAUUUACGUUGCGUGCAUAAUAUACUGUAACUGUGUUAAAAAAAGUAUGUCGGCUUGUAACUUGUAAUCAAAUAACAAAAUGUUUUUUGAAAGAGCAAAGAACACUAGUAACUAAAGCAACUUAAAUUAAAAUAUUUUUAUUAGGAAUAACAAUUGAAUCUUCAAGGUCACUUUGUUAAUUAAGAUAUAUGUAAUUCCAAGUACGCUACUUAUAAAUGAAUUAUUACCAUAGUUAAUAUUAUCAGAAAAGUUCCAAUUCAUUAAUGAAAAUAUAGCCCUGAAAAGGACUAUUUUCAUAAUCAAAAGAUGACCAAAGAAUCUG